This is a messenger RNA of Monoraphidium neglectum, 402 nucleotides long. Its product is annotated as transcription factor TFIIH, subunit. Lineage: Eukaryota; Viridiplantae; Chlorophyta; Chlorophyceae; Sphaeropleales; Selenastraceae. Gene Ontology annotation, cellular component: transcription factor TFIIH holo complex. The record is from RefSeq and is a predicted model, not a curated record. The coding region runs from base 1 to 402 and encodes 133 amino acids. The transcript is spliced from 3 exons. Gene Ontology annotation, biological process: regulation of transcription by RNA polymerase II; nucleotide-excision repair.
AUGCCGCGCAGCGUGUCCGUCGUGGGCGUGGCCGCGGAGGUGCACAUCUUCCGCCGCGCGGCGGAGGAGACGGGGGGCGCCUACGGCGUCGCCCUGAGCGAGGCCCACCUCAGCGAGCUGCUGCUCUCCCACGCGGCGCCGCCGCCCGCGCCGCCGGGGCAGUCCAAGGCGGAGCUGGUGCGCAUGGGGUUCCCCCAGCGCAGCGCAGAGGACCCCGCCAGCUCGGUGUUUGUGGGCGAGUCGCCCGAGCUGCUGCCGGGCGGUUACACCUGCCCCCGCUGCAAGGCGCGCACCGCUGAGCUGCCGUGCAGGUCUGCCAAGAGGGAUGUCCAGGCCAUGAACUCGGGGUUGGGGUUGCUUGGAGGCUUUGGGGGGCGGGGGCCGAAGGCCGAUUGCACGUAG